GGGAUGAGGAAGCACGCGGCUCUGCGCCUCGACCACCCACGGUGAAGCAGGUGGUGGUGGAGCAGACUUCUGACGCAGCUCCUGCGAAAGUGCUCGCACUCAAGUUGGAAAAUGGCCUCCCAGCGACUGCCCGGGACGAGCAGUUGCUCCUGGACUUCUUUGAGGAUCCGAAUGCUUACGGCGUGACGAUGCGGUGA
This is a messenger RNA of Symbiodinium sp. CCMP2456, 197 nucleotides long. NCBI's taxonomy places the organism in Eukaryota, Dinophyceae, Suessiales, Symbiodiniaceae. The record is from the annotation of a GenBank genome assembly.